Molecule: messenger RNA, 2770 nt
Organism: Spirodela intermedia
Lineage: Eukaryota; Viridiplantae; Streptophyta; Magnoliopsida; Alismatales; Araceae
Source: the annotation of a GenBank genome assembly
AUGGAACCCGAAAUGCGUCGUAGGAGCUCCGCCGCCCCCCGCGGCCCUCUGCAACACCGCCGCCCGCUUUCUUCUGUCGCCGGCGAGUUGACGCCUCGCCACCAUAUCCCUCCGGCGAUUGAGGACGACGGCGGCGGGGACACCUUUGCCCAGCUUGCCAGGCCAGCGAGCUGGUUCCUCGACCUCGUCGCCGCCAUGGUCAACGUCGUUGCCGUAGCCAUGGUUUCCCUCUCCUCUACGUUCUCCUCUCUCUUUGCCGGAUCCGACGGCUCUGCAAGAGACCCUCCGCAGGGUAGUGGCCGCCCCCCGCUGCGGAGGCUCGCCUUCGGCAUGCUGGGCACCGUCUACGUUUGCCUCCUCCUCGUCGCCAUCUUCGUUCUGGCAGUGGGAAUUGGCGUGGGACUGGUCUCGCUGUGGUUGGAGGAGCCCGUAAUGCUGAGCCAACCCCUGCAUUUUGACUACACCGAUGCCCACCCAAGCGGGGUGGUAUCUCUCUCUUACGCUCCUGCAUCCGGCGCUGCCCCGAAGAAGAGGCCGAUACCGUUGGGUCACACCUUCCGGGUGUCACUCGUUCUCGUGCUGCCGGAGUCGACUUUCAACCUUCGUCUUGGCGUGUUCCAGGUACGGCUUCCAUUUUCCUCCCGACCCAUAUGAGGGUAGAUUUUAUCUUCUGCUUCACAAGCAAGGUGAUAAAGAUUGUGGUCAUGGCGAGGUAACGCGACGAGCCUAUAACAGAAGACAAUAGGAGACAUAGGUUUCGAGAUCCGUCAGGUUAAAACCCCGGAUAUGGUGAGAGCGGACCAGACGCUUGAUUCCCAAGCCGACUAAAACUCAAAUCUUUUACGACUCAAGUCAGCUCUGUGACGCCACUACUUGACCGGAUUGCAGAAUCUAAGGAGAUAUUGACUUGAGUUCAUUACGUGAACUAGGCCAUCUAUGUCGGGCCAUAACACCAUACGCAUCACUCGGUACGCAAAAAUCAUAUAUCGGGGUUAUGGUUAGCUGUACUAAUGCUAUUAAUGGGCUUACGGAUUCCCUUUACUGGCGGGAAUCCUAAUGUGGGUUUUUGUUGGAUUGGUGACUAAACUAUAUAAACAGUUCGUGGCCCACCAUUUAGGUCAAAUGCAGCUGCCAAAGACGAGAGGAGAAACCGGACGAAAGUCUGCAUAUUGCAUAUUCUCCUUAAAAUGUUUCAAGUGUUGUUCGUGAAGAUCACGGUUGCUGCUGAAUCAUGCACGACAAUAGAAAAAAUGUCUAUUCUUACUUGAACUUCGACAUUUUUUUUCCUAGAUGCGUAGAUGGUUAAAAGAAUACAUGUUCUUAGAACUGUAUGAUAGUUAGGUUAUUUUACUUGCAGUUUAAUACAUUAACAUAGUACUCACAUAGUUGGAUAUAAAAAAAAAAUCUCAACUUUUCCCAGAAAUAAAUCGAAUAUUUUUAUGAUCAUCAGGAAUAUGAUACUACCAAAGGGCAGCCAUGAUGAUGGACGUUUUCUCUGUAGUAUGUGACGAGGGAUGGCCUUCUACUUCCAUCUUGUACGAUAUACAACAUAUUUUGACUGGUAGGAAAUAACUUUUUGAGAAAGAAAUUAUGGGGACGUUUUAGGUAAACAAGAAUUUCAAAUUUAUGAGAACAUAAAUACUCACAACUGGUUUGAUUAUUUAACAACUUCAACUAGGGAAAUAUUUUCCGUUAAGGUCGUAGUGGAAGCGACGAAUGCUGAUGUUUCUAUUCCCUCGUAUGAUGGUUCCAAAGUCCACCUUCUUUAUUAACAAUUUUGUUUGCGCUGAGGGAGAUUAAUAUCACAAGUACUACGAUUUUUCUGAUCAUUAAUUUCGAUUGAAAAAUUACAACACAGCUAUGAGUGCAGGUGGCGAGCAUCAACAGAUGUGAGAUAGUUACUUCAGUCUAAUUUAAUUUGAUAUUCUCACAACCUUGUGUGCGUUAUGGAAAAAAUUUCUAUCAUGUUGGAGCUAUGAUGUUAGGCUUUGAUCGCGGCAGGUGAUUAAACAGUCUCAUCACUUGAUAGAAGUAGAAAGCUUCUGUUGCGUCUACACUGAUUAACAUCACAUUUAAUCUUGUCAAGGUUGCUGCCGAGAUUAUCUCGCCCGAUGGAGACGUGCUGGCAAGUUCCACCCAGCCGUGCAUGCUUCGGUUUAGAAGCCUUCCUGUUCGCAUAAUGAGGACACUUCUGAUGGGAAUGCCGCACGUCUUGGGUAUAUCAUGUGAAACACAGAAGAUCAUCUUGGGGAUCGUGGAGUACAAGGAAAAGAAUCCUAGAACAGAGGCAAUCAAAGUCAGACUGAAACCGAGGUCCGGAACCUAUGAUAUCCCUCAACUGUACUCAUCGGAGAUCCUUCUCAACUCUCGACUACCAUGGGGAAAAAAUCUAGCCUACAACUGGAAGUGGACAUUCUAUGUUUGGGUUUCACUGUACGUGUACAUCAUCCUCCUCACUGCUCUUCUUUGCUGUUGUAAGCCUUUCAUUUUUCCAAGGCGGCUGAGCGACCAGGGCAGCGCACCGAUUGUAGCGGAAAAAGAUCUAAGGAGCUACAGAGAAGAUGGGGAGUUGUCCGAUGAGUCAUCUGCUGAUGUGAAGAGAAGAGCUGAUAGACUCCGUCGCAAGGGGAAGGUCCCUAUCAUGCCCAGGCGUUCACCAAUCCCUCCGGAGUGUUCAUCAUCUAACGUUGGAGGAUGCGAGACGUUCGAGGUUAUGGAGGAUGACGAUCCUGGGGAGAGUUCAGAGUCUUCAGUCGGCCCCCGCGGUUGA